AUGCAAAUAUUUAUUAAAACUCUCACUGGCAAGACCGUUACAAUCGAAUGUGAAUGUUCAUAUACAAUUGAGAAUCUGAAAGCCCAAAUUCAGGAUAAAGAGGGAAUCCCUCCAGAGCAACAAAAACUUAUUUUUAAGGGUCUACACUUAGAGGACGGGCAAACUUUAGCUCAUUACAAUAUCCAGAAAGAAUCCACACUACACGUAAUACUUCGACUACGUGGUGGCGACAUGGGUGUCGAUUUUGUUGAUUUAAGUAAUGGGAGUGGUUUGAAAAGAUUAAAUUGGUCAAUAAGUGCACCAGAAUGGCGUCGAGCUGGUCCAGGACUGUGUUUAGAAGGACAGUGA
Messenger RNA from Rotaria socialis, 348 nucleotides. The record is from the annotation of a GenBank genome assembly. Lineage: Eukaryota; Metazoa; Rotifera; Eurotatoria; Philodinida; Philodinidae.